Lodderomyces pseudojiufengensis is the source of this 2190-nucleotide messenger RNA. It is a transcript of the gene HRK1, whose product is annotated as putative serine/threonine protein kinase. NCBI's taxonomy places the organism in Eukaryota, Fungi, Ascomycota, Pichiomycetes, Serinales, Debaryomycetaceae. The record is from RefSeq and is a predicted model, not a curated record. Gene Ontology annotation, biological process: intracellular signal transduction; protein phosphorylation. The transcript has a single exon. The coding region runs from base 1 to 2190 and encodes 729 amino acids. Gene Ontology annotation, molecular function: protein serine/threonine kinase activity; ATP binding.
AUGCCAGAUAAACAUAAAUUAAAAUUAUUUUCAAAACAUCAUAAACAUCAUAAUAAUGAUGGAAAUGAAUUAUCACCAUCAACUUCAAAUCAUUCAACAGGUAGGAAAUUUCUAGGUUUUAAUAUUGGUAAACAUGAUUCAAUGGAAAGUUUAAAUAGUCCAACUGGAACAAAUUCACCAGAUACUUUACAUCAACAACUACAACAACAACAACUUAGUAAUAAUAAUAAUAAUUUAACAUCACAUCAACAUAAUAAAUCAACUACUGCAUCACCAAGUUCAUCUACAACUCCCAUAAUUCAUAGUCCUGUUGCUGGUCUACCUCAAGAAGAUCAUAAUCAAUCUUUACUACAUCCAGAUGAUCAACCUUUAAAAAAACCAUCUGGUUCAAUGGUUGAAUUAAAAAGAUUUUUUAAACCUACAAAAAAAUUAUCAAAUCAAAAAGCAACAAAUGGACAAUAUUCAAAUCAUUUACAUUCACCUCCACCUAUUGCAUCAAAUAAUUUAACAAUUCAACAACAACAGGUACAGAUACAACAGCAACAACAACAACAACAACAACAACAUUCAGGUCCAUCAAGUAAUGCACCAUCUAGAGAACAUUCAAGUACAUCAUUAGCCAAUAUGAUUAAUCAAACAUCAACUCAAUUAUUACAAAAUGCAUCACAUUCAACAAAUAAUAAUCGAGAUCCUUUCACUGAUGAUAAUUCACCAUUAGUUAAAAAAUAUGGUAAAAUUGGUAAAGAAUUAGGUAGUGGAGCAGGUGGUUCAGUAAAAUUAAUAACAAGACCUUCAGAUCAAAAAACUUUUGCAGUAAAAGAAUUUAGAGCAAGAAGAUCAACUGAAACUUUAAAAGAUUAUACAAGAAAAUGUACUGCUGAAUAUUGUAUUGGAUCAACUUUAAAACAUCCAAAUAUUAUAAAAACUAUUGAUAUAAUUCAUGAAAAUAAUAGAUAUUUUGAAAUUAUGGAAUAUGCUCCAAUAGAUUUUUUUGCAGUUGUAAUGAGUGGAGAAAUGUCAAGAGCUGAAAUAAAUUGUUGCCUCAAGCAAAUUUUAGAAGGUGUUAAUUAUUUACAUAGUUUAGGUUUAGCUCAUAGAGAUUUAAAAUUAGAUAAUUGUGUUAUUACAAUGGAUGGUAUAUUGAAAAUUAUAGAUUUUGGAUCAGCAGUUAUUUUUAAAUAUCCUUAUGAUCAAUUUGGUAAUUCAAAAGAUAGUAUACAUCCAUGUCAUGGUAUUGUUGGAAGUGAUCCAUAUUUAGCUCCUGAAGUGUUGAAAUCGCCCAAUUCUUAUAAUCCUCAACCUGUUGAUUUAUGGUCAAUUGCUAUAAUUUAUUGUUGUAUGACUUUAAAAAGAUUUCCUUGGAAAAUCCCCAAUGCUGAAAAAGAUAAUAGUUUUAAAUUAUAUUGUAUGCCAGAUGAUAAUUUUCAUGAUUAUUAUUUAAGUAAUGAAUGUCAUAAAUUAUUAUUACAACAAAGAAAAUUAAAAAAUAUGAUUGUUAGAUCAAAUAAAAAGAAAAGAAUGAUUGAAGAAAAUGAAUUGGAAGAUAUAGAAAAAUCUGAAACUAAUAAUACAAAUAAUAAUGAAAUUGAAGAAAAUUCUGAAAUACAAAAAAUAGAUUCAAAAAAUGAAAAAUUAAUGGAAAUCGAAAUAUUAAAUGAAGAACAAGAAACUGAAAUUUUAAUACAAUUAAAAGAUAUAGAUCAAAAAUUAGAAUUUUAUGAAACUAAAAAAAAUGAUUUAAAAAAUCAAUUUUUAGAACAAAGAAAAAAUGAUUCAUCAUAUCUCAAGCAAUUUGCUCAACAACAACAACAAGAAGAAGAAGAAAGAGAAAGACAACGAAAACAAGAACAACAAGAUCAACAAGACAACACAACAGACAAGGAACAAACAACCACCACCACUAAAAAGAAAUCAUCUCAUCAUAAACAAAUUCAUGGACCUUAUAGAUUAAUGAGAUUAUUACCUCAUGCAUCAAGACCAAUAAUAAAUAAAAUGUUACAAAUAGAUCCUAAAAAAAGAGCUUCAUUAGAUGAAAUAAUGAAUGAUGAAUGGAUAAAAGAUAUUCAAUGUUGUACUUUAAAAAGAAUUACAAGAAGUAUUGAUAAUAUAGGAGCAAAUUUUGAUGAAGAUGAUGAAGAAAUAUUGGUAAAGGGAAUUCCACCACAUGAUCAUACUGUUGUUUUGGAAUAG